AUGUCUCACCUUCUAUUUGUCUUACUUUCACUAUUUUCCUUUGCUGCCCUUCUGGAAGCACAGUGGAAACUGAGGGAGAAUGUAUACGUCAUAGAAUCUGAGUGGAGUGAUGAGACACCAGCUACAAAAGUGGAGCUCACCUGUAACACAUCUGAUGAAGCACUGUCAGUUUACUGGAAAAAGGACACAGAAGUGAAAGGAACUGGAAAGACACUGAUUGCUGAAGUAAAAGAGUUCCCAGAUGCUGGCAACUACACCUGUCUGACAGCUGAUACCCAUGAAAUCAUCAGCUAUGAUUUUUUCCUCAUAACUAAAAUAGACUCAAAUGGGCAAAUGAUAAGGUCAAUUCUGAAAAGUUUUAAAGAGCCAAACAGGACAUUUUUAAAAUGUGAGGCAAAGAAUUACUCUGGAAUUUUCAUAUGUUCGUGGAUGACAGAAAAUGAGAGUCCAGAUGUGAAGUUCACAAUCAGAAGUCUAAAAGGCUCUCAAGGAGAUGUAACCUGCAGCAGCCCUGUGGCUCACACUGAUAACUCAGUGAUUAAGUACACAGCCCAGUGCCAGAAAGAGAACUACUGUCCAUUUGCUGAAGAGCACCAGCCAAUUGAGAUGUUCCUGGAGGUCAUCGAUGAGGUGGAAUAUGAGAACUAUACCAGCAGCUUCUUCAUCAGAGAUAUCAUAAAACCUGAUCCACCUCAAUGUCAGUAUGUGGCCAAAAACGGAACAGUGACCUGGACAUAUCCAAAAACUUGGAGCACACCAAAGUCCUACUUCCCUUUGACUUUCAGGGUCAAAGUUGAAAGUACAAAGAGACACAAAGGCAUGGCAGAGGUUCAGGAGGUUGAUGAGCAGCAUAUUGAGAUUCCAAGAGCUGGCCCAAAAGACAUGAUCUCCGUGCAGGCUCGGGAUCGCUACUACAACUCAUCCUGGAGUGAGUGGUCUCCACUUUGCAGGUAA
Dromaius novaehollandiae (emu) is the source of this 954-nucleotide messenger RNA. It is a transcript of the gene IL12B, whose product is annotated as interleukin 12B. The transcript is spliced from 6 exons. NCBI's taxonomy places the organism in Eukaryota, Metazoa, Chordata, Aves, Casuariiformes, Dromaiidae. Gene Ontology annotation, molecular function: protein binding. Bases 1 to 954 code for a protein of 317 amino acids. The record is from RefSeq and is a predicted model, not a curated record.